AUGGCGGAUAAUCAGGGGAACACACCUCCUCAACAUCAGAGAAGAUUAUUAUCAAACAAAUCUUCAAUAUCGCAUGCAAGUAACAAUAGAUCUAUUAAUAAUUCAACUAAUAAUAGAUGGGUGCAACAACAACAGCAACAACAACAGUAUGCUGGUAUGACUACCACGUCUUUAAAUACUCAGAUUUAUAAUAAUAGAGCACAUUCGUUACAACAAUUGCAAGUUAGAGAUCCUUAUAAUAUGGGAUUUUAUCAACAACAACAGCAGCAACAGCAACAGCAGCAGCAACAACUACAAGGUCAGGGGCAAUAUGUGGAUCCUUAUAUGUAUAUGUAUUCAGCACCUACUAUGGUGAUGCCUUUGGCUCAAAGACAAAUUAAUACUUUACAGCAACAACAACAACAACAACAACAACAACAUGUUUCUUAUGGUAGAGUGAUGACAAAUGUUUCUGGUAAUAAUAUUACACGUAGAAGAAAUGCAAAAUUAUCAAAUAAUAAUAUCAAGAGAAAGAAUAAUGUUCAAAAUAAAUCAAACACAACAAUACCUUCAUCUUCUUCCAAUUCAUUGAAUAAUAACAAUAUGACUUCAAAUUAUCAAAAUAAUAAUAACAGUAAUAAUAUGAAAUAUAGAAAUGUUAAAGAAGUUGUGAAUUCUACUCAAGCUAAUGAUAUUUUAUUAAAAGAUAUUAAAAUAAUUGAUUAUUAUCACGUAGUAUUUGAAUCUAUUAAUAAUGAUCAUGUUAUUGAAUAUGAUAAUUUAUUACAAAAUUCAAAAAAUAAUAUUGAUACUACAAAUAAAGUUAAAACAAUUAUAAAUAAGAUACCCAGAAAAUCUCCUCAACAGCAAUCUCAUGGCAAUAAUAGCAGUAACAAUAAGACAGUAUUUAAAUUGAAAACACCUAUGGUGACCUUUAAAAAGAAAAAUAUUGAUAAUGAAAAUAGCACUACAACUUUAUUCAUUAAUAAAAUUCAAACUGUUUAUAAAAAUGAAAAUUCUUCUAAACAACCAUUAUUAUUAGGUGGGAAUCAAGCAUUUAAAGUUUCUUCAAUAAGUGAUUAUUCUCCAAAAUUACUUGAAACUUUCUUAAAUAAACAAGGAAUCUCAACAAAGACUGUUACUAAUUCAGCCUCAUCUGCAUCUUCGGUCUCUUCUGGGACAUCCGGCUCUACAGGAUCAUCUGCUAAUAGACCAAGACAAUUGCAGUUAAAGGCUAAUGUCUCUGCAUUAUAUAAUGACAGUUUUGAUUUAAGUUUCGAUGGUAAAGCAAUGGAUCGUAGUGAUGUCUUCCGUAUGGUGGACUCCUUCAGUGUAGCAUUUUCUGAUAAUGAUGAUAGUAAUAUUAUGAUGCAGAAUACUCAAUCUGUAAUUAUUCAAGAUAGUAAAAAUAAAAGUAAUCGGAAGGAUAAUGGAAAAACCGGUAACGAUAAUGAAGACACCGAUAAUGAGGUAAGUACUGGAAGCAUUCAAAAUGAAGAACAAGAUGAUGAUAAUAAUAUUGAAAGUACAAAAAAUGAAUCGCAAAUCAAUGGAAACGAUGAUUUGGCUGAUGCAGGCAGCAGUGAUAUUAUUGGACCGAUCGAUAAUAAUGAAUCAAGUUUCAUUGUUAAUCCAUCUGAUAAUAUCUUGCCAGCAGAAAUUACUAGCAGUGAGGCAGCUUAUUGA
Messenger RNA from Maudiozyma saulgeensis, 1665 nucleotides. Lineage: Eukaryota; Fungi; Ascomycota; Saccharomycetes; Saccharomycetales; Saccharomycetaceae. The record is from the annotation of a GenBank genome assembly.